Molecule: messenger RNA, 207 nt
Organism: Clunio marinus
Lineage: Eukaryota; Metazoa; Arthropoda; Insecta; Diptera; Chironomidae
Source: the annotation of a GenBank genome assembly
AUGAAGCUCAUGCAUAAGGCAGUAAAUUAUUGUUUUGGUGGAAAAUUAAAGAUGUUGAGAAAACAUAUCAAAAGCUUUUCUUAUCAGCGUCAACAGGAAGCUUGGCAACGAAUAACAAAAGCUUUACACUCAUUAACCCUCCUCACACUUAAUUCUCAAACCAUUCUUCAUUAUCAUCGUUAUGCAAUUUAUUUGAGACAGCAUUGA